AUGAAUGAAAAUUUUAACAAUCUAUCAGAAAAUCUUCUUUGUCAAUCUAAGGAAGCCAUAUCUAACUUGGGACGAUGUUUAGAGGCAUUUCAAUGUCAAUACACAAAGACUAAAGAAGAAGAGGAGUGUCUAAUAAAAUACGAAAAUUUUUUAUCAAAUUUAACCUCACUGCAGGUAAGGUCUGAACACUUAAAACAAAGAUUAUUAGAUGGUGGUACUAACAAAAAUUAUUUUGCGCAAGACCUUUCAAAACUACUAAAUGAAUUUCAAAGUAUAUCAAACCAAUUGUCUCAAAUUAGUGUUUUAUCUGAAAAUCAAAACAAAAAGCCCUCUAUAGAUCAAAAUUAUAAUACAUCUUCGGAUUCAGAAGACUCACAAUCUGAUGAUAACAAUAUCAAUGAAAAAGAGAAAAAUAAGAAAGUUGGAACAGAAACAAAGGGCCCAUCUAAUGAGAGUUCACCAGCUUCUAUUCUUUCCUUUAAACCUAAACCUCUAAAAUUAAAAGAAAGACAGGAUGAGCUUUGUGUUAAUGCAAAUGAUAUUACCGUGACUAAAAGAACAAUAAACACAAAUUCUAUCACUAAUGCCAAUACACUCAAUAAUAAAAAUGUUGCUGGCAGCAUCAGACAGGCAUCCUUAAACUCACCUACUAAAAAAAGACAUUCUAGACGUAGAAAUUCGAACGAUGAAGUUACAUUGCCGUCAUUUUUUAAUAGAAGGAAUAGAAUUUCUUUAGCUUUAGUUACUGAUGAAGAUGACUAUAAUACAGAUGAUGAAACAAUAAUAUUGAAUAACCAUCCAGAUGAUACUGAUAUACCUUUUGAGCCCUUGCGUAAAUACAAUUCCCAUGAAAGUCUUUUAUCUGUUAAGCACGUUCCCCUCAAACGUGUUUCUGGCUUUUUACUUCCUCAAAAAAAUUUAAAAUCUACGACAGCCCAAACAGUUACUUCAAGGAAUAUAUAUGGUGGUGGUAUUACAACUACUAGGGAUAAGCAAUUUUCAUCUACCAAGCAAUACCUAUCCGAAUUAGUUCAAGAAAGAAAAGUUCCACAACAUUCUACAGCGAAGUUAGGAUUUUGGGGCCAAUUAAAAAAGUACGCAGCACCAUCAAUACCUACAGCUCCCUCUACACCAAUUGUUAUCUCAAAUAACGUAAUAACGAAACAAUCACACGUUAAUUUCGACGUCUUAGAAGAUGCUUUAAAUUCGACGCUAUUUUGA
Saccharomycodes ludwigii is the source of this 1221-nucleotide messenger RNA. RefSeq names its product Vac17p (gene VAC17). Gene Ontology annotation, biological process: vacuole inheritance. The coding region runs from base 1 to 1221 and encodes 406 amino acids. The transcript has a single exon. NCBI's taxonomy places the organism in Eukaryota, Fungi, Ascomycota, Saccharomycetes, Saccharomycodales, Saccharomycodaceae. The record is from RefSeq and is a predicted model, not a curated record. Gene Ontology annotation, molecular function: protein-membrane adaptor activity.